Drosophila biarmipes is the source of this 383-nucleotide messenger RNA. RefSeq lists its product as uncharacterized. The coding region runs from base 34 to 153 and encodes 39 amino acids. The record is from RefSeq and is a predicted model, not a curated record. The transcript has 2 exons. Lineage: Eukaryota; Metazoa; Arthropoda; Insecta; Diptera; Drosophilidae.
UUGGCCCAGUAUCCAUUCGGCCGUGUUCCCAUAAUGUCCGCCAGCGGUCGUCGCUUCUGUCGCAGCCGUUGCCAAAGUUGUCAUUGUCAUCCGUACCAGCAGCAGCAGCAGCAGCAGCAGCAGCAGCAGCAAUAUCCACAGCAGCAACACUAGGCAGCAGCAACUAGCAACCAGCAACUAGCAGCAACAUCUAUAGCAGCAGCGGAGCAGCAGCUUAAAAAUACAUUUUUCACAAUGAAGCAAACGAGCGGAGAUAGUAAAAUGUGUGCCACAGGAAACAACAGGAAAUCAAAGAAAUCCUCCAAGAACCUGAACUAUAUAGACAGCCAGAAGGGAAUAUCUCAAUAAAAGGAAAAACCAGCGAGAGAAAUAAUCACAAAACA